AUGUCCAUAAACUGGGUAGAAUUAACGGCAUCAAAUUCUCCGCUACCAAUCAGCCAGGAGAGGUUCCUAGGAGGCUCUGGCCAGCUGUUCAACGCAGACCUCAAGAUUUCUAUGCCCCCAGAAUCUUCCUCGGAUGCUCCGACGAAGAUGAUAGAGCUCCAAGCUUCUGGCGUAGCCUACCUAAGUGAUAUGCGGUUUGUUUUUGUAGCGAAGAACCCACGUAUGACGCCAGGCCCCUCGUCCUUUUCGAACUUUUCCGUGGCGUACUCCAACAUUCUAGGGACCAAAUACGAGCAACCGUGGUUUGGUGGAAACUACAUUGAUAUCACUGUACGUGCGGUGCAGGAUGGGGGGUUGACCUCUCGUUCGGUGAUCAAAUGCCAACUUCGAGUCGAUGGUGGCGGGCUGUACUCGUUCAGCGCUGCGCUCGACCAAUGCAUGAAUGCGGCUCGUGCUAAGCAGCAAGAAUUUAACACUCUUCCUGUCUACACGCCUCCACAACCCGCGAAUGCCUCUACUCCUAACGAGUUGCCACCAGCAUAUACCAUCUAA
Serendipita indica DSM 11827 is the source of this 552-nucleotide messenger RNA. The record is from the annotation of a GenBank genome assembly. Lineage: Eukaryota; Fungi; Basidiomycota; Agaricomycetes; Sebacinales; Serendipitaceae.